Saccharomycopsis crataegensis is the source of this 2544-nucleotide messenger RNA. RefSeq names its product Golgi transport complex subunit COG3 (gene COG3). The record is from RefSeq and is a predicted model, not a curated record. Bases 1 to 2544 code for a protein of 847 amino acids. NCBI's taxonomy places the organism in Eukaryota, Fungi, Ascomycota, Saccharomycetes, Ascoideales, Saccharomycopsidaceae. The transcript has a single exon. Gene Ontology annotation, cellular component: membrane; COG complex; cis-Golgi network. Gene Ontology annotation, biological process: intra-Golgi vesicle-mediated transport; Golgi organization; autophagy.
AUGCCAGCUAAUCGCCAUAGAAGUCGGUCAAUUGUCCAAGCCAUCGCCUCCAGUGUUCCCGUGGUGCCCAACCAUGUGUCGCUAGAGCUCCCUGAUCAAGCAGAAUCGUUGCAGACGACUACAACCAUUAGGAGAUCACAUUCACUACUCGAUAUCAUCACCACCACCGCUAAAGCGAGCCCACCAGAAAAUUUGAGCUCUCAUCAUCCGCUAACCACGGUGGAAAAGGAUUCUCUUUGGCAUCAAUAUGUACAAUCCUUUGAGUAUGAUGUAUUGAUCGAUGACGAGGCGGAGGCCUCACGGUUCAAUAUGGGAGUAUCCAAAUACCUCAAUUUUCAAAACGAUUUGCUUUUAAAACACUCUCAUAACCAGAUGCUUCUUCAAAAGAUCGAUGAUUUGUUGGAAUCGAUAUAUGCUCUCAAUGUUGCGUACACGUCGAUCACCAAAGAUACUAAAGACUUCCAGCAACAAAGUGAUCUGCUCAUGACAGAACAGCAGGAAUUGAUCCAGUUUCACACCGUAGUCCGCGACUACUUGUCACAUUUCGAACACCUCAACGAAACCAAUGCGUUUCUCAAUAAACCGGGGAUCAAUAGAAUUGUUCGGUCAGCGAGGUUUCUCAAAGUGCUUGGGAAUUUGGACAGAAGUUUACGGUUUAUUGGUGAGCAUCCAGAUUUCAAAGACGCCGAACUGUACCAGAUGGUACUUCAAUCGUCAUUGACCAAAGCUUUGACCCUCGUGAAAAACUACAUCAAUAAUUCGUUAAACGGCCUUUACAGUACAAUCUCUACCCAACUUGGCCAAUUGAAUGUGUUGACUGCCAAUGUUUUGUUAUACACGAAAUUUGAAAUGGGAUCGGUGGAAAUCAACCGGUUUAUGCAAAUUCUUUAUGAAAAACAACAACGUCAUUCUGGCGACUACGAAGGAUUGCUCAGUGAUAUCCACAAUAAUUAUUUCAAUAUUCGUGGCAAACUUCUUGCUGGAACUUUAAAGAAUCAACUCAGUGCGGCAGAAGUUGGUGAUCGUCCGUUAAUCCAAUUUUUACAAGAUAAUGUCAGUUUUUACAUUGGCUUGGUAAACGAUGAAUACGAAUUGUUUUAUAAAUUCUUCAAUGAUUACAGGCUUCAUAAAUUCCAGCAAGAAGACAAUCCUGAUCUCAAUUUGUCAAUUGCCGAUCAUACUUUGAAUUUCUCAGAAACUCUUACCCCAAACACUUCGUCCCCUAGCCUUGUUGGCUCUUCUACCUCGCUUAUGGCUAUUGGCUCUGGUUUCACUGAGCCAGAUUAUUUCCAUGAUCCCCAAUUCAAUUUCUUUGAGUAUCUUAGUUUUUCUGGUCCCGAGUUCUUUAAUUGGGUCGACACCGUGCUUCUUGAACCAUUACACGAUUUGCUUCGUCCUAGAAUCCUCAAGGAAAAUGAUAUCACUGUGCUUUGCCAACUCAUUUCGCUUUUACAAAAAUAUUAUGAAAAUGAUGAUCUAGAAGAACCAGAGUUCGACGACGCCGCCCAAGACUGGCGCAAGUUCCAGAUCGACUUCGCCAGAGCGUUCAACCCAAUCUUGACAGAUAUCCAAGCCAGACUUAUUUUCAAAGUCCAAGUGUAUAUCGAUGAUAAUAUUACCAAGUACAAGCCACGCUUGGAUGAUUUCAAAGUCCCUCCUGCCAAUGCCGCCUCGGUAGAUGAAAAUCCUCUCGAUUCGGCGUAUUCUGGAUGGUAUCCGACGUUGCGGACCGCGGUGCAACUACUAUCGCAAAUCCACCAGCUUGUCAACUCGGCAAUCUUCGAUGAUCUUGCCCAUGGUGCGGUGCAUUUAUGUAUUGCGUCCCUUCGCGAGGCUUACAGUUUUUCAUUGAAAGUUUCUGGGCCAAAAGACGCCCAGCUUUUCUUGAUGAGGAAUUUGCUUGCGUUGAAACGGUCGGUCGAAGGAUUUGAUAUCGCUUAUGCGAAACUCGCGGAUGUCGAUUUCGAUUUCUCAGGACUCAAACAACUUUUCAAUAAAGUGGCUUCGGGGACCACCACCGUGGGAGGACUCGUGGAAGCGGCAAAGGAAAGCGUACCAAAGAUCGUCACCAACAUGUACGAUGCGAAGAUUGAAAUCCAGGUGGAAUUACGUGCUGUAGUCCACGGAUUUAUGGAGACGGUGGUUGAGGAAAUGGCCAAACCUUUGAAUGACGCCACUACCAAUACUAGUGAAUUGCACCAUGUCAUGGACACGUUCAAAUCGGCAAUCAGCAAUGAAUUGAUCAGCGUGAAAAACCUCUUGUCAUUAUACAUUUCCGACCCCCUUGUUGCUGGAUAUCUAGUUGAUGGAAUCAAGGAGCUACUUUGUGAUAAAUACGAAGAUUUCUAUAAUACCACCGUGAGUGAAACCAUUGAAAAGGCCCAGCUCAACGAAUUGAUGGAAGUUGAUGCGCUCAUUGGGUACCUUGGCGACGUCACUUUGGAGAUUUUAGGCAGUGGUGGAAGAGAAGAUAAAGGGAUUAAUAUUAAUGAUGAUGAUAAAUUGAGUGUGGACAUGGUUCAAGAUUUAUCAGAUAUAGAAUAA